Messenger RNA from Balearica regulorum gibbericeps (East African grey crowned-crane), 2309 nucleotides. Lineage: Eukaryota; Metazoa; Chordata; Aves; Gruiformes; Gruidae. The record is from RefSeq and is a predicted model, not a curated record.
UCCAUCAGCUGUAUUACGACCCAAACAUCGAGAACAAGAACUUGGCUCAGAAAUGGUUGAUGCAGGCACAGGUCUCCCCCCAGGCGUGGCACUUCAGCUGGCUGCUUCUCAACAUGGACAAGGUCCCCGAGAUCCAGUACUUCGGUGCCAGCGCUCUCCACAUCAAAAUUUCCCGUUACUGGAAUGACAUCCCAGCCGACCAGUACGAGAGUCUCAAAUCGCAGCUCUUCACCCACAUCACCCGCUUUGCCAGCGGCUCCAAGAUCGUGCUGACCCGGCUGUGCGUGGCGCUGGCCUCCCUGGCCCUCAGCAUGAUGCCGGAGGCUUGGCCCUGCGCCGUGGCAGACAUGGUGCGCAUGUUCCAGGCGGAGGACUCCAAUGUGGACGGGCGGGCACGGUGCCUGGCGCUGCUGGAGCUGCUGACGGUGCUGCCCGAGGAGUUUCAGACCAGCCGCCUGCCACAGUACCGCAAGGGCCAGGUACGCAGCGUCCUGGCACAGGAGUGCGGGUCUGUCUUCCCUUUGCUGGAGCAGCUGCUGCAGCAGCAGGACUCCCCGGGUUUCAUCAAGCAGAAGGUGUUGAAGUGCUUCUCCAGCUGGGUGCAGCUGGAGAUCCCGCUGAUGGACUGCGAGAACCUGAUCCAGGCAGCUUUCACCUCUCUGCAGGACCCGGAGCUCUUCGACACAGCAGUGGAGGCUGUUGUCAAUGCCAUUUCCCAGCCCGAUGCCCAGAGGUAUGUGAACACCCUCCUGAAGCUCAUCCCCCCUGUGCUGGGGCUCCAAGAGCAGCUGCGCCAGGCGGUACAGAGCGGGGACAUGGAGACGUCGCAUGGGAUCUGCCGCAUCGCUGUGGCCUUGGGGGAGAACCACUCCCGGGCCCUCCUGGACCAGGUGGAGCACUGGCAGAGCUUCCUGGCUCUGGUCAACAUGAUCAUGUUCUGCACCGGCAUCCCUGGGCACUACCCUGUCAACGAAACCACCAGCUCCUUGACGCUCACCUUCUGGUACACGCUGCAGGACGACAUCCUCUCCUUCGAGCCAGACAAGCAGGCAGUGUACCAGCAGGUCUACAGGCCCGUCUACUUCCAGCUGGUGGAUGUGCUGCUGCACAAAGCCCAGUUCCCCUCUGAUGAGGAGUAUGGCUUCUGGUCUUCAGAUGAGAAGGAGCAGUUUCGGAUAUACAGGGUGGACAUCUCUGACACACUGAUGUACGUGUACGAGAUGCUGGGCGCUGAGCUCCUGAGCAGCCUCUAUGACAAACUGGGACGUCUCCUGACCAACACAGAGCAGCCAUCCACGUGGCAGCAUACAGAGGCCUUGCUCUACGGCUUCCAGUCCAUUGCCGAGACCAUCGAUGUGAACUACUCCGACGUGGUGCCAGGACUGAUUGGCCUCAUUCCCCGGAUCAGCAUCAGCAACGUGCAACUCGCUGACACCGUCAUGUUCACUAUUGGGGCUCUGUCGGAGUGGCUGGCUGAUCACCCUGUCAUGAUUAACAACGUGCUGCCACUGGUGCUCCAAGCCUUGGGCAACCCUGAGCUCUCCAUCUCCAGCGUCUCCACCCUGAAGAAGAUCUGCCGUGAGUGCAAGUACGACCUGCCGCCAUAUGCCGCCAACAUCGUCGCCGUGUCGCAGGAGGUGUUGAUGAAGCAGAUUCACAAGACAAGCCAGUGCAUGUGGCUGAUGCAGGCUCUAGGUUUCCUGCUCUCUGCACUGCAAGUGGAGGAGAUCCUGAAGAACCUGCACUCCCUGAUCACCCCCUACAUCCAGCAGCUGGAAAAGCUGGCUGACGAAACGCCCAAUCCCUCCAACAAGCUGGCCAUCAUCCACAUCCUGGGCCUGCUCUCCAACCUCUUCACCACCCUAGACAUCAGCCACCACGAUGAUGACCACGAAAGCACUGAGGUCAAGAAAAUGCCAGUGCAGCAAGGACCCAACCCAGUGGUGGUGGUUCUGCAGCAAGUCUUCCAGCUCAUACAGAAGGUCCUCAGCAAGUGGCUGAAUGAUGCCCAGGUGGUGGAGUCUGUCUGUGCCAUCUUUGAGAAGUCCGUGAAGACUCUCCUGGAUGAUUUUGCCCCCAUGGUGCCUCAGCUGUGCGAGAUGCUGGGGCAGAUGUACAGCACCAUCCCCCAGGCCUCUGCCAUUGACCUCACCCGGCAGCUGGUUCACAUCUUUGCUCAUGAGCCUGCCCACUUCCCUCCCAUCAAGGCCCUCUUCUUGCUCGUUACCUCAGUCACGCUGACCCUCUUCCAGCAAGGGCCCAGGGAUCAUCCUGAUAUUGUUGAUUCAUUUAUGCAACUCCUGGCACAG